GAAUUGGCCCUCGUCAACUGACCUGCCCCGCCUUCUCGAACCCUAUCGUGUAUAGGCAGGUUACUCACGAGGCAGGUUAUGUACUGCACCGCCGUCAGUUCUGACUAUAUAUCCCCUGCCCAAGGUGGGUACUCCUGAUAGCUUCACCAUGAGCGACGUCCAGCUGCGCGACGUCACGACCCUCGACUAUACAGUCGUCUUGAGUACUCUGCUACUGAGCAUCCUGCUUUACGUCUUUGCUCAGAGACGGAGUUCUCAGUAUCGUGGCACUCCACAUCCACCCGGACCCACGGGAAUUCCUGUCCUCGGCAACCUCCUCCAAGUCAAUGUUCUCCGACCCUACCCGCAAUUUCUCGCGUGGGCACGCGAGUAUGGCCCCAUCUUCCGCGUCCGCAUGGGCUUCACGCAAAUGGUCGUCCUGAAUACAGCCGAGGCCGCUGAUGAACUCCUCGUCAACCGUGGCACGAUCUACUCCGGACGUGCUAGCCCACACGUUGCAAUGGACCUUGUCAGUGACGGGCAGCGCAUGGUUUUCCUGGGCUAUGAGCAUGCCUGGCGGGUCGUACGGCGAGCACUGCAGGGUGUCAUCGGCCCUGGUCCUUCACGUCAGCUUCGCAGGAUGCAAGAGUUUGAGUCGCGCGUCCUGAUGCAUGAUCUACUUCUGCACGGUGACCAGAGUGUCAUUGAGGAACACAUCCAGGGCCCUAGUGGCGAGGUUCCUGAGAGGCACUGGUUUGCAAUAAUCAGGCGAUACACAACGGGAGUAGUUCUGAACAUGACAUAUGGUCAACGCGUCAACAGAUUGAUCGGUCAUCCCUACCUUCACCGCAUCUACAAUGUGAUGGGAAACUUUACUAAAGUAUCUCAACCAGGCAACUACAUGGCGGACGGCUUCUCAGUUUUGCGAUGGCUUCCCGACUUCCUCGCACCUUGGCGGAUUGAAGCGCGUAAGAUGCACGUCUGGGAGAUGGACCUCUGGGGCCGACUCCUUGAGGAGUGCCGCGCAACCUUUAAGUCCGGGAUCGCCCUCGCGGGCUUCGUCCCGACCUACCUGCGGGCACGAGCCGACGCUGGGCUAGAAGACCUCCCCGGCGGCGGGGUCUCUUCCACCGCCCCAGCAGGUCCUUCGGACACCAGCGCCUCCGGAUGGAUGCGCGACAAAUUACUGGCGUACACUGCAGGGUCGAUGCUCGAGGCGGGCUCAGAUACAACUGCGGCGACGAUCGAGACGUUCAUCAUGUUCAUGCUUCACAACCCCGACGCACUCAAGCGCGCACAGCUAGAGGUUGACGAGGUCGUGCCGGUGGCUCAGGGGCGCUUGCCUAGUUGGGAAGACGAAGAGAGGUUGCCGUGGGUCAUUGCUUGCAUCAAGGAGACACUCCGGCGUCGUCCUCCGACCAUCAUGGGUGUACCUCAUCGCGCAGAUGCAGACGACGUCUACGAGGGAUACUUCAUACCGAAAGGGACAACCGUGAUCGGCAACAUCUGGGCAAUCCACAUGGACGCCUCCCGGUACCCCGACCCGCUCGCCUUCCGCCCCGAGCGGUGGUACACACCCGGAAAGCCCACCCGCUGGGCGAGCGGGCCGACCUCGCAAGAUCGCGACCAGUACGCCUUCGGAUGGGGCCGGCGCUUCUGUCAGGGCAGUUACAUGGCCGAGGCCUCGCUCUUCAUCGUCCUCACGCGCCUGCUAUGGGGCCUCGACAUCUCCUGCCCGCCCGCCCGCCUCCCGGACCCGAACGACGAGGAGACGACCUGGACGGACGGCUUCAUCCCCGUGCCGAAGAUAUUCCCGGCUGCGUUUCGCGUGCGGUCGGAGGCGCACGCAGAGGUCAUACGGAAUGUGUAUGCGGACGUGCAGAGGGAGUGGCAGGUGUUGGGGCUCGCGGUAGAUGAGCGAUAG
Molecule: messenger RNA, 1903 nt
Organism: Rhodofomes roseus
Lineage: Eukaryota; Fungi; Basidiomycota; Agaricomycetes; Polyporales; Fomitopsidaceae
Product: cytochrome P450
Exons: 9
Coding region: 149-1903 (584 amino acids)
Molecular function (GO): iron ion binding; heme binding; monooxygenase activity
Source: RefSeq, a predicted model, not a curated record